This is a messenger RNA of Nicotiana attenuata, 2118 nucleotides long. RefSeq names its product (6-4)DNA photolyase. Gene Ontology annotation, molecular function: FAD binding; DNA binding. Gene Ontology annotation, biological process: entrainment of circadian clock by photoperiod; circadian regulation of gene expression. The transcript is spliced from 14 exons. Gene Ontology annotation, cellular component: nucleus; cytoplasm. The record is from RefSeq and is a predicted model, not a curated record. The coding region runs from base 251 to 1912 and encodes 553 amino acids. NCBI's taxonomy places the organism in Eukaryota, Viridiplantae, Streptophyta, Magnoliopsida, Solanales, Solanaceae.
UCAUGAAAAAUGAACAAAUGCUCGCCAUUUCGCCAAUACAUAGCACCCGGCUCACGUUAGUUAACACCCUUCUUGUAAAAGUACCAGAACCCAUUUAUGGCGGGAAACUCGUUAACCGUUUAAAUAAAGAUCACCCAUCUUUGUCCAUUAAACACUACCUAAAACAUAAAGUUAAAUUAGUGUUUCAUAAUAUGUAACAUAAAUAUAAGUUCAAUUCGAGACGGCAAAUGUACGCUCAAUUAUAAUUUAAAUGCUGAAUUCGUCUCUGUUUUCAAGCAACUUUAUCUCAAACAUGGCUUCUGGGUCGAACUCUUUGAUGUGGUUCAGGAAGGGAUUGAGACUCCAUGAUAAUCCAGCUCUGGAGUACGCAGCUAAAGGGUCGAAGUUUCUAUACCCGGUUUUCGUGAUUGAUCCACACUACAUGGAGCCCGACCCGACUGCAUUCUCUCCCGGUUCUUCCAAAUCCGGGUUGAACCGGAUCCAGUUCUUGCUUGAAAGCCUAGUUGAUCUUGACUUGAGUCUCAAGAAGCUUGGUUCACGCUUAUUGGUGCUCAAGGGUGACCCGGGCGAGGUCUUGAUUCGCUGCUUGAAGGAGUGGAGCAUAGGAAACCUUUGCUUUGAGUACGACACGGAGCCCUACUAUCAAGCUUUGGAUGUAAAAGUCAAGAACCACGCUUCUGUAGCUGGUGUAGAGAUUUUCUCUCCUGUGAGUCACACCCUCUACAAUCCUGCUGAUAUAAUAAAUAAGAAUGGGGGAUCCCCACCUCUGACUUAUCAGUCUUUCCUUAAACUGGCUGGGCAACCAUCUUGGGCAUCAACCCCUCUUGCAACAACAAUAUCUUCUCUUCCUCCUAUUGGAAAUACUGGAAAUUUUGCGGUGUCAGGAGUUCCAACUGUCAAAGAACUUGGUUAUGAAGAUUUAAACGAGGACGAAUGGACUCCUUUUAAAGGUGGAGAAUCAGAAGCACUGAAGAGAUUGAGAGAAUCAAUUGCAAACAAGGAAUGGGUGGCAAAUUUUGAGAAACCCAAGGGUGAUCCAUCUGCAUUUAUGAAACCAGCUACAACAGUUUUAUCACCUUACUUAAAGUUUGGUUGUCUCUCUUCCAGGUAUUUCUACCAGUGCAUUCAGGACAUUCAGAAAAGCGUAAAAAAACAUACAUCUCCGCCUGUUUCUCUUCUUGGACAGUUGUUAUGGCGUGACUUUUUCUACACAGUUUCCUUCGGGACUCCUAAUUUUGAUCAGAUGAAGGGUAACAGAAUAUGCAAGCAGAUCCCUUGGAAGAAUGAUGAUGAACUGCUUGCUGCUUGGAGAGAUUCCAGAACCGGUUUUCCUUGGAUUGAUGCCAUAAUGGCCCAGCUCCGGAAAUGUGGUUGGAUGCACCAUCUUGCUCGACACAGUGUUGCUUGCUUUUUAACUCGUGGGGAUCUGUUUGUGCAUUGGGAGAAAGGGCGUGAUGUUUUCGAUAGACUGCUUAUUGACUCUGAUUGGGCAAUCAACAACGGAAACUGGUUAUGGCUAUCAUGCUCUUCGUUUUUCUACCAGUACCAUCGAAUUUAUUCACCAACCUCAUUUGGGAAGAAAUAUGAUCCUGCCGGGAACUACAUCAGGCAUUUUCUCCCUGUUUUAAAGGAUAUGCCAAAGGAGUACAUAUAUGAGCCUUGGACUGCUCCCUUAAGCGUCCAGCGUAAAGCAAGAUGCAUCAUUGGCUUAGAUUAUCCAAACCCAGUUGUUUCCCAUGAUUCUGCAAGCAAAGAAUGUCGGAUGAGACUUGGUGAAGCGUAUGAAUUGAACAAAAAGCUGAAUGGCCGGGUCAGUGAGGAAGACUUGAACAAGUUAAGAAGAAAGUACGACAAUGAAUCUACAAUUGUGGAUUCCAUUUCCAGGAAGAAGAAACAGAAGUUAAUUUGCUAAGAUUGCAUCAUCCAAGCCAUAGUCAGGUUUCUACGAGAUUUGCAGCAAGGUGCACCAGCAAUUAUAGGAACUACAAAGGAAACAUUCUCCUUCAAUUACACUCCAUAAAAAUGAUUCCAAGUGUGUUCAAAUGUAGGAAUCCUUUGUAUCUUCUAUAUGCCAGGAGAUUAUAGUUAAUGAUCACGUCCAAUUAUGCCUUAAUAAAA